Messenger RNA from Sabethes cyaneus, 2375 nucleotides. RefSeq names its product cellular tumor antigen p53-like. The record is from RefSeq and is a predicted model, not a curated record. Gene Ontology annotation, cellular component: nucleus. The coding region runs from base 264 to 1535 and encodes 423 amino acids. Lineage: Eukaryota; Metazoa; Arthropoda; Insecta; Diptera; Culicidae. Gene Ontology annotation, molecular function: RNA polymerase II cis-regulatory region sequence-specific DNA binding; DNA-binding transcription factor activity, RNA polymerase II-specific. The transcript is spliced from 7 exons. Gene Ontology annotation, biological process: regulation of transcription by RNA polymerase II; apoptotic process.
GGUAUUUAGCCGUUUGUCUGUUGAAAAAGAAAAUUCACUGAAAAACAGUAUAUAGUACAUAGUGUAAUUUGUCAGAUUCAGAUCUAUUUUGUCUAUUUGUCAUUGUGUGUCGAAAAGUGGUUUUGUUUUAAGUGAAAACGGCGUUUAAAAGUUGGACUGAAAACCAACCCGUAAGCAAGUGAAAUAUUUGUACCGUUUCCGGUUAGUAGAGUUAUAUAUUGUGUCAACAAAACUGUUUUCUAACAGUGCGGAAAACUUUCGAUAUGGUUGGUUCGCAGGGGACCUCCCAGUUUUAUGGCCAGCAGAUCCCUGAUGAUAGCGAUGCAGUAUUACUGGCACAGAUUCCGACCAACGAUCUGAUGGUUAUAGAUGGUAUGUUUUCCCAGGAGUUGCUCAAAGAAGACAUGGAGCAAUGCGAGCAACUGGUGCUGCCACCAGCAACUCCGAUGUAUAUGUUAGACCAUAUGAACAAAACGCCUACAUUGGAGGAGUACCAUGAGCCAGCGUUUGAUUUCCAAGUGGAUUUGAACGGAGAAAGCAGUAGCAAAUCCAGCUGGAUGUUCUCCUCACCGCUCAACAAAGUAUACGUUAAGAUGGGCCAGACAUGCACGUUCAAUGUCUCGUACCAGUCGCUAAACUAUCAAGAUCUUUUCGUGCGGGCUAUGCUGGUCUGCUCAUCUCCGGAAGAUAUGCAUCAUCCUGUGUUUCGAUGUGAGAACCACCGGCGCAGUGAUAACACAAUUCCUAAGCUUCCUGAAGAGUUACAGACUCACGUGAUGCGUUGUUAUAAUCCGUCUGCCCAGUACGUCGGUGUUGAAAGUGGCAUAGCCUAUAAAGAUCGCUUGGCGAUAUUGAUACCGCUCGCAUCGUCAACAGUAGAUCAUACGUCGCUUAGUGUUUCACUAGGUUUCGUCUGUCAGAAUUCGUGUCGAAUUAUCAAUCGCCGUCCGACCGCUAUCGUUUUUACUCUGGAGGAUAUCAAUGGACGUAUACUUGGAAGAAAAGCAUUACAUUUGAAAGUGUGUAGCUGUCCGAAACGCGAUAAGCAAAAGGAAGAACAAGGGCUAGUUCCGACUAAACGCAAGAGCUCAGCUGAUGCGUUGCAGGUCGCACCAGAGACCAAAGUAGCCAAAACGUCCAGUGCACAUCGCCAUCCAUCUGGCUCGAAGCAGAUUUUACUGGAAAAACUGGCUUCUAUUAAAAAAGAAAGAUCACCCGAAUCUUCACCGACUGGAAGAAAGCAUCAUCACCGUCGUCAUCACACUCGUCGUGCACGAUCACUAACUCCAUACAGCAGCCAAGAGCUGGUCGAUCAAACGGCUACCACCAUCAGUGUGCCGAUGCCGAGUGUACAAGCGGCUGUUAAGGUUGCCGAAUACGCAUUCCAGGUUGUCGCUGGGGAACUGGUGCGAUGCGGUGGUGAGGACGAACGUAAAAACCUUGCCGCAUACCUGACUCAAAUCCGCCGGCUGCAGAAAACCCUUAAAGGCGGCCACACUGCCAGCAGCUCCGAUAGCUCCUCGGAUUCCGAUUAGCGAAAUUAAUUGCAUGUACUGGAAUGUUAUUUCACAUAUUAUAAUUCUUCAAAAAAUCCACGUAGAUGUAGGUUUGUAGUACGUAGUUCGAUUGGUUAUGAGCAUAAUCAAUAUUCAUUAAAACAAAGCUAGUAUUAUGUUGAAUGUAAUACAUUUUAAAUAACCCAUUGAUAACCGUUUAGAGUUACAUUUACCUACUGCUUAAAAGAGCUUACUUGAUAUAAAUACCAGUGCUUAUAACACGUACCUUCGUGACUGGAAAUAGUUAUAGGGAGAAACCACGUUUUCGUCGUUUAUUUUAAGCUACCUCUGAGAUCAAAUCUGUCGACCAUUGUCGAAUUAUCUAUGUUUUGAAUUCCUAUUUUUUCCCGAUGUGCCAAUACAUACGUCUUUAUCUGAUCUAGGAUUACAAAUAUUAGCUAGAUUUUCUUGUUCUUUUCAUUGCACUUCAUUUUUCUAUUGCCGAUCGGUGCAAUUUUUCGUAUACCGUUCAAUGAUCGGGUUUUAAAAUGCAACUCGUUUUAUAUUUGUUCCACUAGAUUAGACGAUUAUAGAAUUAGAUAAAACAUGUGUACCUUAAUCAUUUUUAAAAUCGGAACACAAUUUACGAAUAUAGGUACUGUUGUAGAAUGAUAAGUGCACUUCUGUGAUGGUCUGUAUAAGACAGAAGGUGAUGCAAAAGUGCUAUGACAAGUACUUUCUAAAAAACACUCUAAGGAUAAAGCAUUCUUUGAACAAACAAAAUGUUAUUACUAUUGACGAAAAAAUCGAAAAAAAAACUAGCAGAAAAAGAGAAAAACAAACCAUUCUCAAGAAGCUACACAAAAAUGAAAAUACAAA